AUGUCACUUGCAAGGUUUUCUUUCUUGCUCUCCUGUAUUCGAUUCGAUGAUGAUAGUACAAGGGAGGAAAGACUGAAGGAAAACAAGUUGGCCGCAAUAUCUGAGUUAUUUAGUCAAUUCGUCCAAAAUUCAAAGAGUUGUUAUUCUCCUUUUCUACAUUUGACGAUAGAUGAAAUGCUAGUUCCAUUCAGAGGUUGCUGUGGAUUCCGAAUGUUCAUGCCAAGUAAGCCUGCUAAAUAUGGGAUCAAGAUACAGCUUUUAGCAGAUGCAAAAACCCAUUACAUGGUGAACUCGGAAAUAUAUUGUGGAAAACAGACACCAAGUAAGGCUUGUUUGGAAAAAGGAGAGAAACUAUCCCUUCCAACACAAGUGGUUAUGAGGUUGAUUGAACCUGUGAAAGGGUCCAAUAGAAAUAUAACUACCGAUAAUUGGUACACCUCAUUAGAACUUGCAAAUGCCCUGAAAAAAGAGAAGUUGACGCUAGUAGGUACUUUGAGGAAAAAUAAAGCUUUCAUUCCACUAGAAUUUCUACCGUCCAGAGGAAAGGAAAUUGGAAGCUCCCUGUUUGGGUUCACUUCUGAUUUGACGAUUGUUGCUCAUGUUCCGAAGAAAAACAAAUCUGUGAUUUUAUUAUCCUCUAUGCACUCAGAUGAUAAAGUUGACGAAAAAAGCAAGAAGCCGGAUAUUAUAUUAUAUUACAACAGUACGAAGGCUGGCGUAGACGCAUUAGAUCAAAAAUGCGCAAACUACACUGCUAACAUCGGGGCAUCUAUCAUAAAAUGCCCAGGUGUCAGAAAAUCUGCAGAUUCGGACGGAUCUGACGAUAGUGGACAAAUUGGCCGACUGUUUAAUAUCGCCUCGAUACGAGUGCAGAUAGUGGCGAGUUCCUCGAACGUGCAAGCAGUAGUCCCUAAAAUUUUGAGGAGAAGCCUCUUGGCCGACUUCACACUGGCCUCCCAAAGACCACCGAAAUGCGGAGAAUAUGAGGGACAAACAUCCAUUGAGUGUACCUAA
Molecule: messenger RNA, 1014 nt
Organism: Harmonia axyridis
Lineage: Eukaryota; Metazoa; Arthropoda; Insecta; Coleoptera; Coccinellidae
Product: piggyBac transposable element-derived protein 3-like
Exons: 2
Coding region: 1-1014 (337 amino acids)
Source: RefSeq, a predicted model, not a curated record